AAAACAUUGAGCGGACAUUCAUCUUAGACUCUUAGCUAAUGGCUUCAGUGGGUGUAGCACCUGCUUCUGGAUUGAGAGAAUCCCAAAUGGUUGGUGUUGAUAGGUUGCCUGAAGAGAUGAAUGACAUGAAAAUUAGAGAUGAUAAGGAAAUGGAGGCCACAGUGGUUGAUGGAAAUGGAACAGAGACAGGACAUAUAAUAGUGACCACUAUUGGUGGUCGGAAUGGCCAGCCGAAGCAGACAAUUAGCUAUAUGGCUGAGCGCAUAGUUGGACAGGGAUCAUUCGGAGUGGUGUUCCAAGCAAAGUGCUUAGAGACAGGCGAAAGUGUAGCUAUAAAGAAGGUUCUUCAAGACAAAAGAUACAAGAACAGAGAGUUGCAAACCAUGCGUCUUCUCGACCAUCCCAAUGUUGUGUCUUUGAAGCAUUGUUUCUUUUCUACCACGGAGAAGGACGAACUUUAUCUGAAUUUGGUACUUGAGUAUGUUCCUGAGACUGUUCAUCGUGUAAUCAAGCACUACAAUAAGUUGACCCAAAGGAUGCCGCUGAUAUACGUAAAGCUGUACACAUAUCAGAUCUUCAGGGCUUUGUCUUACAUUCAUCGCAGCAUUGGAGUUUGUCACCGUGACAUCAAGCCUCAAAACCUUUUGGUGAAUCCUCAUACCCACCAACUUAAACUAUGUGAUUUUGGAAGUGCCAAAGUUUUGGUGAAAGGGGAGCCCAAUAUCUCUUACAUCUGCUCUAGGUAUUAUAGAGCGCCUGAGCUUAUAUUUGGAGCAACAGAGUACACUACAGCUAUUGAUAUCUGGUCCGCUGGUUGUGUUCUUGCGGAGCUUCUUCUUGGACAGCCUUUGUUUCCUGGUGAGAGUGGGGUUGACCAGCUUGUUGAAAUUAUCAAGGUUUUGGGCACUCCAACUAGGGAGGAAAUUAAAUGCAUGAAUCCUAACUACACAGAGUUCAAAUUCCCACAAAUCAAAGCUCAUCCAUGGCAUAAGAUAUUCCAUAAGCGCAUGCCUCCAGAAGCGGUAGAUCUCGUUUCGAGACUGUUGCAAUACUCUCCUAACCUGCGCUGCACAGCUCUGGAUGCCUUGACACACUCUUUCUUUGACGAGCUACGUGAUCCUAACACUCGCCUUCCAAAUGGGCGUUUUCUGCCCCCACUCUUCAACUUUAAGCCUCAUGAGUUAAAGGGGGUCCCAGUGGAGGUUCUAGUGAAAUUGAUUCCUGAGCAUGCUCGGAAGCAGUGCCCUUUCCUCGGGUUGUGAGUUGAAGAAUAUGAAAAACAUGCUUGUGUUUCAUAAGGAAGCUAUGAAGAAUUUGAAAAACAUGCUUGUAUUCCCGUAAGGAAGCUUAUGUUUCUAUGUUCAUUGUUCCUGUUUCAUGUUUCUAUCUGUGUAUCACCUUGCUUGUAAAAACAGAUGUCGAAAAUGCUACUAAACUACUACCAUCUCUAACUGGUUUCUUGAUUGCCUUGUUUCCAUUUCAUCGAAGGAUUGUGAGUCUGACAUUUCAAGGAUUACUAUGAACAACUAUUGUAAUGAUCUAUUUGAUAUUUGGAGUUCAGUGUACUUUUAAGAGAGUUUGACAAAGCA
Molecule: messenger RNA, 1589 nt
Organism: Rhododendron vialii
Lineage: Eukaryota; Viridiplantae; Streptophyta; Magnoliopsida; Ericales; Ericaceae
Product: shaggy-related protein kinase alpha
Exons: 12
Coding region: 39-1262 (407 amino acids)
Biological process (GO): signal transduction; protein phosphorylation
Cellular component (GO): cytoplasm
Molecular function (GO): ATP binding; protein serine/threonine kinase activity
Source: RefSeq, a predicted model, not a curated record